GAUACUUCCUAAAUAUUAUUCUUGCAUAAUUUUUGUAAUUUUUUUCGGUAUUUGUUCUGUUUUCUGUUUCAAUGCAAAAGUAGUAACUUUGUUUUUCCUGAAGAUUAAAUUUCUUACUAGAAUUUAUUUCUUGUAAUUAUUUUUGGAUGUUGCAUUUGUGGUAUUUAUUGAUUGAUUCUACUGUUCUCUGUUGGGGUAAAAAGGGUUGUUGGGAUAAUUACUUUUUCAUGGCUGUGAACUGUUGAAUUUGUGGUAAAUUAGGGCUUUCAUUGAAUUUUUACAGCUGUUAAUCGGUCGUUGUGGGUCUCAGUCGGGGACCUACUUUGUGGGAUUGCCCAGAUAAUUGAAUGUGAAUUAUUGAAGGUGUGAAGGUUUCUAGAGUACGGAUUAUAUGCGUACAAGAGCGAAUAGGAGAGAUCAUUUGGAAUUAUGCUGUCAGCUUGUUUGUGUUAGCCAUAAUGAAAGGAGUAGAAAUGCUGUACCACUAUUCUCGUCCUGAAUUCGUGAGGUCGAAUCUGUUAUCUUUUUGGGUCCUUGCUUAAGUUGUCUGUUUAAUAAGGAUGGAGAUUGAUAUCUGCAAAAUUGCUCAGCUUGAGAAGUGAUUGCUUCUUUAGUUGAACCUUUCUGGUACUGUGGUUGCAAUUUUUCAGCAAAGUGGACUCAAAGUGACAUAACUAAAACUCUUUAGUGUAAAAUUGCAGGAGUGAACAAACUAUUAUUUUGUUAAAGGGGAUUGACAAUUUGCUAAUUUGCCCCCUCUAGAUCUGAGAAACGGAGAUGGUUGGGCUGUGAUGCUUUGAGACUUAGAGGAUCUGGUGAUAAGUUGCUUGGGUUUUAUAUGAAGAAUUUUGUGUGAAGUGUUCUAUGAGUUCUAUCUCUCUGAUGGAGUGGAAUGCCAAAACCCCCUUGCAAUGGGACUGGGAAAACCUAAUGAUGUUCAAUUCGACACCAACUGAAAUUCCAAGGAAGCUAAGGCCAAUAGAGUGGGAUAUUGACGGAGAGGGAGGAAUGGACUCUGGGUCUCUAUAUUCUUCUGGCGCUGCUGGGGGUAGUGGGGGUUCUGGCUCAGAUUUGGGCCUUGCUUCUUUGUCUAAAAGUUCGAAAUCGGUGUCCAUUAAUUCUUCAUCUAUGGGGGAGACAAAAGUGACAAAAUUUACUUUGGAGGCCUUUGAAGCUUCCCCAGAUGAUAUUAGCAACAAGAAAGAAGUUUCCAAGGUUGAGCCAACUGGUACUUCCCCAACACUUGAGGCUUCAGUUGGCUCUGGUGAGCCAUUGCUCAGUUUAAAGCUUGGUAAACGAACAUACUUUGAAGAUGUUUGUGCGGGAAGCAAUGCUAAGAUUUCAUCUUGUUCUGCAACUCCUGCACCAUCUCCUACCACAGCAAAGAGAUCCAAGCCCAAUUGUCAGAGCACACAUGUUCCACAUUGCCAAGUCGAAGGCUGUAACCUCGACCUCUCUUCAGCUAAGGAUUACCAUCGGAAACACAGAGUUUGUGAAAGUCAUUCAAAGAGUCCAAAGGUUAUUGUAGGUGGUCUGGAACGCCGGUUCUGCCAGCAGUGUAGCAGGUUCCAUGGCCUGUCGGAGUUUGAUGAAAAGAAGCGAAGCUGUCGCCGGCGUCUUUCUGAUCACAAUGCAAGGCGUCGCAAACCACAGACAGAAGCAGUCCACUUCAAUGCUGCUAGGCUUUCAUCAUCAUCCUAUGAUGGGAAGCCACAGAUGGGUUUUGUCUGGAAUAAAGUGCCAUUUCUUCAUGCUAGGCCUAACGAAGGUUUUACAUGGGAAGGCACAUUUGACUCCAAGUCCUCUCAUAUGAAAGGUUUUACACCUACAAAAGUUGGAAAUGAUAAUGGACAGCUGCAACUGCCAGGCAAUCAGCUGUUGAAUUCCAUCACAAUGCGAUGUCAAGAUUCCAAUAGGUUCUUGCCCACCAAGGGCAAGGACAACACAGCUGAGGUUCUCAACCAAGGUGUAGAAGAACCUACACUUACUUCAAAGAUGGGUACGACGCAAGAUUUUCAUCGUGCUCUCUCUCUUCUGUCAAAUGAUUCAUGGAUUUCAUGUGAGCCAAAACAUGGUUCACUUGCGUACUCCAUGCAUGCUAAUCCUACCAGUAUGACUCAGCCGGUAAUGAAUGUAAUUUCUCAAGGUUUUCCACGUGCCUUAUCUGAAAACUGGCAGAUGGAACAACAGACAACUGAAUCCCAAGUGCAGGCAACCUUGCAUGGUGAUGCUGACAAUCGUUUCCAAGAGUUCCAGCUGCUCAAGGCUCCAUAUGAUGGUGGCUUUUAUUCCAAUCAGAUGAACUGACUGCACAAAUUUGAUUAACUUUUUUUAACUUGGAUAAGUUCACUUGUUAAGAUAUGCAAGUUUAACAAACCCUCUUUCACAUAGUUUUCCAUAUUUUGGAAUUUCUGAUCCCAUUGAAGUUACUUAACGCUUAAAUGUUGUGUGCAGCACAAGUACGCUUGCACAUAAAAUCAUGUCCAAGCUACAUUUCCGUUAAAGUCAUUUGCUUAAGAAAUCUGGAUAUGUAAGGCAGUGUCAUGAGAGGCCGCCAUAAACCAUGCAUUGUACAUGCACUCAAGUAAUUGCUAGUUCGUUUAAUUUCUC
This is a messenger RNA of Theobroma cacao (cacao), 2610 nucleotides long. The record is from RefSeq and is a predicted model, not a curated record. NCBI's taxonomy places the organism in Eukaryota, Viridiplantae, Streptophyta, Magnoliopsida, Malvales, Malvaceae.